ACAGAGAGGAAUACAGGCUGCGUUGCAGUGUUUUGAUUAUGUUUUAAGUAUUUUGAGUGCUGGGUCAUAUUGCUAUACAGUACACAAUACAAUCUGCAAAAAGAGAAAGCUGAAAACCAUCAGAAGAGCAAAAACAAGAAUGAUUAAAUGGAGAUGUAUGACGUGUAGCAGCAUGCAUUUCACUUUCCGAGAAGUCCACACCCAAAAGUGAAUCAGAUCUAACGUCAGUUCCUUACUCUACUCAACGUGUCCUGUCCUACAGACAUUAUUCUGGAAGAUAAAAGGCAGACCAUGUAUGCAGUUAUUACCUUUCAAGACUCAGAUGAGUUGAUGGUGGUACCAUCAAAUUGGUUGAGCUCAGACAUGAAACACUGUUACUGGCCUCCAUUCAAAUCAACAGAGAAGUGCAUGGAAGCUGUUCAGAACAAACUUAACCCUGAAACAGAAGGGAAGCCAUGGGAGAAACUACGCAUUAUCUUUCUCGGACAAUAUGACACUUUUGAGAUGGCAAAAGAGGGGCAAAAACAAUACAAAGAAUAUAAAGAACGGUCAUAUCCAUUAGACACUAUAUUACCUGGAAUAAAACGACAGAAACUUGAAAGCACUCAAGGAAUGUCAAAUAAUCAGCUACAACCACUUCUUCCUGCAUCACCUGCAUCUACAUCCAGAAUGUCAGCUGAUGACAAGGUUGAAAUCCUCCAAAUGCUGAGAGACAUCAAGAGCAAGGUUCAGCAAAACUCUACCAUGUUAAAAAAAUUCAAAGACAAUACAGUUUCUGAAGCCCCCAGCAGUACAUUUGUGCCUUCAAAAGACAUUAAAGCAAACCUAAAACUGCCUCUUAGAACCUUUGAAGAUGUGGCCAGGACUGAAAUGGAGCUCAAGAACGCAACAACACGCAAAAAAUAUAUAAAAUAUUUUUCACGGCUUGGAGGUUUCGUGCCCAAGGAUGUGAUUAAGAAUAUUAUGCAGCAAGUCCUAACAGACGAUCUGGCUAUGCAGUUCAAUUGGCAGGGGAGAGGAAAUAAAAAGCCCUUCUCUCAGCUUAUGUUAACAGAUGUGAUCAGAGAUGCUGCAUUAAACCGAAAUAUAAACAGGGGUUACUGUGAAACUGAAAUAAAAAAAUAUCUGAGUUACGCACCUGGUCGGAAGAAAUCAAAAGAACAAGGAGGUCCUGGGCACGAGAUUUCAAAUGUGAUUUCUACCUCAGUGAUGGACAACCAGCCAGAGAACCGUGAAACAUUUUUGAUUAAUGAUUAAUUUGUUUUUUGAUAGGGAUACACCGAUACUACUUUUUCCAGAACAAGGUCAAAAUGAUACUUUUUGGUACCUGCAGAUACUGUGUACCGAUACCUGUAUUUUCAUUAGUUGGCUUUUUCAUUUAGUAAAUUAUAUUUUCAUGCUUAAUUAUGCUCAUUAAAAUGUAUUCUACAAGCUUUUGUACAUUCACUUUUCACUUUAUAUUUGCUCUAUGGUACUUCAUCUUUAAUUUAAUAGCACAUUUUUAUUUUUAUUUUUAUUUUUUUUUUAAUCAUCUGAAACAUGCUGCGACUUAUAUUUCAAAGUGACUCAUAUCAUGCAUAAUGAUCAAUCAUAGUUCAUGUAGACCCACUUACACAUUAAACAUACAUUUUGAGAAAUGUAUUCAUUUUAAUUUGCCAUUACAUACAUAAUUACAUACUUAAUGAAUUGUCAUGUUAC
Labeo rohita (rohu) is the source of this 1698-nucleotide messenger RNA. RefSeq lists its product as uncharacterized. The coding region runs from base 292 to 1257 and encodes 321 amino acids. The record is from RefSeq and is a predicted model, not a curated record. Lineage: Eukaryota; Metazoa; Chordata; Actinopteri; Cypriniformes; Cyprinidae. The transcript is spliced from 9 exons.